This is a messenger RNA of Anolis carolinensis (green anole), 2592 nucleotides long. It is a transcript of the gene phf23, whose product is annotated as PHD finger protein 23. Gene Ontology annotation, cellular component: nucleus. NCBI's taxonomy places the organism in Eukaryota, Metazoa, Chordata, Lepidosauria, Squamata, Anolidae. The record is from RefSeq and is a predicted model, not a curated record. The coding region runs from base 121 to 1266 and encodes 381 amino acids. Gene Ontology annotation, biological process: negative regulation of autophagosome maturation; negative regulation of autophagosome assembly; positive regulation of protein ubiquitination. The transcript is spliced from 5 exons.
GGGGGCGGGCGAGGAGGAGGAGGAGGGAGGGGGGGAGGAGGAGACGCGGAGUCGGGCGGCACCGGACGGACAGACGGAGGCGAAGGGGGCUGAGGAGGAGGAGGAGGAGGGCGGGCGGCCAUGGCGGAGCCCAGCCCUGAAGAUCUACCUCCGAACCUCAAGCCGGAGACGCAGCCUCCAGAAAAACGUCGCCGAACGAUUGAGGAUUUCAAUAAGUUUUGCAGCUUCGUCUUGGCCUACGCCGGAUACAUCCCAUCGACCAAGGAGGAGAAUGACUGGACGCCUUCUGGCUCCAACUCCCCCAUCCGCCCGGAGAGCGUGGUGGACAGCGACGGCUGGGAGUCCACCCACUCGGACCUGCACACCAUCGAGACCUUUGUGAAGAAGGCCAAGUCCUCCAAGAAGAAAGCGGCCUUCCGCCGCCUCAAGUCCGACAGCUCGCUACUGGAGAAGAUGAAACUCAAGGACUCCCUUUUUGACUUGGACCCUGUGAGCAAGCACCCGCUCCCGCCACCGCUGGCGGGGCCCAACAAGGGGGUCGGCCCGGACAAGAAGAAGGACAAGCGCAACCGGAAGGCCGCCUUGGAAGCCGGGAGCGCCGGCGCCAAGCGCAACCGGGGCACCGGCGACCCCAUCGGGGAGAAGCGAUCGCGCAUCAAAAAGAGCAAGAAGCGGAAGUUGAAAAAGGCCGAGCGGGGCGAGAAGAAGCACAAGGCUUCCUUGAGCGAGACGGACUCGGAAGAGGAGGAAGGGGGGGCCCUGGCAUCGGCGGCGGUGAUGGGGGGCCCGAUGCCCCUGCGGCAGGGAGGGGGGGAGGAGGGGGCCCUGGCAUCGGCGGCCACCCUGGUCUCGGUCCAGGCUCCCCCCGAGCUGCUGGCUGCCAGUUUCCCCCUCAAGCUGGAGGACACGGAAGGGAAGGAGGGCAUCAGUACGGAGACCAGCCAAGACGGGGAAGGCAGCUCCAGCGAAGGCGAGAUGCGGGUGAUGGACGAGGACAUCAUGGUGGAAUCAGGGGACGACUCUUGGGACCUCAUCACGUGCUACUGCCAGAAGCCAUUUGCCGGGCGGCCCAUGAUCGAGUGCAACCAGUGUGGCACCUGGAUCCACCUCUCCUGCGCCAAGAUCAAGAAGACCAACGUCCCCGACAUCUUCUACUGUCAGAAGUGUAAAGAAGGCUCCCGGAAGCACCCUUUGCUACCUGCGGUCUCCGGCACCACCGCCGCCGCUGCCACUACCAUCACUUCCAGGGGGAGUGGGGAGCCCUAGCGCAGGAGGCGGUGGCGGCAGAGGAAGGAGGGAGGGACGGGGGCCGGGGGCCGGAUCCACGCAGGGCGCCCACCCCAGCAGCGAAAGACUGGCCCGAGUCUAGUGGGGCUGCUCUGGAUUGCUAUCCAAAGAUGGGACUUGGGUGGCUUGGAGGUGGGGAGAGAGGAAGGCGCUGGGGACUUCUUUGGCAGCGGUGGCCCCCAGAUAUCUCAAAAGGCGGCAAGCGGGGGCUCUAUAGAGUUACAGAUGGCCAUUAUGAGCCCCUGGCCUCAGGCACACAAACCCAUCCACCCUCCCCUGUUCUUUGUGGAGUAAAUUCUAGGAGAGCAGCUCCGGCAGAGACUGAAGUGGACCCUUUGGCUUUGAAAUUAACCGUAAAAGGCGGGUCCAUUUUAUGCCGGGGAGGGGGGGAGGAAGUUCGGAUAGCGACAAAGGAAUGGGACAGGAGGGUCCCCAGUUUAAUUCUGGCUCUUCCCCCUGAUCCCAUCCUUUUCUUGUCUCAGUGAAAUUCACCUGUAAAUAGACAACAAACAAAGGUUUGGGGCAUUUUGCCCCCUCGGUUUGUCUCCCUCCCCAAGAUUUGGAAAUAUUUUCUUUUUUUUGUUAUUAAAGAUUAUAACCUGUGUUCUGGCUCACAGGGAUGUUCUCCUUUAACAGCAGAAUUCCUGCAAAGAUGUUAGGUUCCUGCCCAAGAAAUAGGUGCAAAAUUUACUUUUCUUUUUUUGUUAAACUUUGGGGUUUUGGAGGUUUGGGGUGUUGGUUUUCCCACCUCGCCAAUACAGUUAAUAAAUAUAUAUAACUAUAACCUUUCUGGCGGGGAAGGGAAAGGUGAAAGGUUUUGCUUAUCUGUGAGUAUUAACAUCAUUUCUUCCCCGCCCAAUGCCCCAAAGGGAUGUUUGGAUGUGUUGAAACUAGUCAGGGAAAAAAAAAAACCUUUUUGAUUUCAUUUUUAUUAUUUGAAAAAGGGACAACUUAUUUGCAAAUUUUUCCAAAAGGGGAUGGAGAAAUCACUUUCCAGCUCAAGGGGGUUGGACAAAGUCCCCAGUCAGCCCACUUUAAAACGUGCAGGAAACCCACCCCCAGUCCCAGAACGGGUUUCCAUCUCUCUCUUCCAACUUAAAUUUGGGUGCAAAACCCACUUGAAUCUGCUCCCUGUUUGAAGUUAGUUCUGUUUCGGAGAGAGGCGGAAUGGGAUUGCUCUUUGGUUUUUUUUGGGAGGGAUUCCCCUCUCCCUGUAACCCUCUCCCACAUUUUUUUUUGUUUUAAUAUUUACAACUGUGUACAUGACAGAGGUUUUUUGAAUGUAAAUAAAAGAUGUGGACCCUU